AUGGGCCACCUCGGCCAGUGCACUUUGGCUUUCAAGCAGUUGAGCCACGUAAAGGGUGUUUCUUCUGGAUAUUGUGUGUUCUUUGUCGAUCUAAGGGCCUCGGCUACCAUGCCACAUGAUUUCUUAUUAUCAAAGACAGCUUGGAGCCCUCGUUCCUUGAAUAAAGGAAGAUGCGGAUGUUUAUUCUCCGUGAGAUGCUUAUUCUUCAUCCUCACUAUCGCAAUGGUAAAAAAGAUACUAGAACAGCUAUGCAUAAAUCAUCAAUCUAUAAGGCUAACCCAGCUUGAAGAAGCUAAGGAUUUUUCUUCUGGAGUUGCUAGACGACCGGACCUGAAAGCUGGUGCACUCUUGAUGACCAAAGGGGUUCGGACAAAUAACACUAAGAGGAUUGGUCAUGUACCUGGGGUUGAAGUUGGCGACAUUUUCUUCUUUAGGAUGGAACUUUGCAUUGUGGGGUUACAUUUUCCAAGUAUGGCAGGCAUAGAUUAUUUAAAAACUACCAUGAAUGAAGAAACUGUGGCUGUCAGCAUUGUCUCUUCUGGAGGAUAUGAUGAUGAGGGGGAAGAUGGAGAUGUCUUGAUUUACAGUGGCCAUGGUGGAUUGAAAGAUGGACGUAUGUCUGAUCAGAAGCUUGAAAGGGGAAACCUUGCUCUGGAGAAGAGUCUACAUCGUGCUAAUGAAGUAAGAGUUAUACGGGGGGUACCGGAGUUUCCCGGUGCAACUGGGAAGAUAUACGUUUAUGAUGGCAUUUACAAAGUUCAGGAGUCAUGGGGUGAAAAAAAUAGAUCUGGAUGCAAUGUUUUUAAGUACAAGUUGGUUAGGGUACCCGGGCAGCCUGAAGCUUUUACAUUGUGGAAAUCAAUCCGACAAUGGAAGGAUGGAAUUGCUAGAAGACCUGGGGUUGUCCUUCCUGAUCUGACUUCGGGUGCAGAGACUUAUCCCGUGUAUCUUGUGAAUGAUGUUGAUGAUGAAAAGGGACCUGCGUAUUUCACUUACGUCUCCAGUCUCAUGUACUCCAAACCUUUUGCUACACCUAAACCUUCUUUGGGCUGUCAAUGCAUGGGUGGAUGUCAACCAGGUGGUACCAACUGCCCCUGCAAUCAGAAAAAUGGGGGCUAUCUUCUCUAUUCAUCACUUGGGGUUCUUCUGGCUCACAAGCCCUUGUUACACGAGUGUGGACCGACUUGUGCAUGUCCUCCAAACUGUCGGAAUCGAGUGUCUCAAGCAGGUCCGAAAGUACGCCUGGAUGUCUUUAAAACAAAGAACAGAGGUUGGGGGCUUAGGUCUUGGGAUGCCAUCCGUGCUGGAGGUUUUAUUUGUGAGUACGCAGGGGAUGUCAUAGAUGCUUCUACUACAGGUGAUUUUGAGAAUGAAAAUGAAGAUAAUUAUAUUUUUGAUGCUACCCGCUCCUACGAGCCACUGAUGGCUAUACAGGAUGAUGAAGAUUGUAAUGGUUCUAGAAAAGUUCCGUUUCCCCUUGUUAUAAACGCAAAAAAUAAUGGAAAUGUUGCUCGUUUCAUGAACCAUAGUUGUUCACCCAAUGUGAUCUGGCUCCCAGUUCUGCGUGAAAGUGAUAAUAACUCAUAUAUCCAUAUUGCUUUCUUUGCCAUCCGACACGUCCCUCCCAUGCAAGAGCUAACGUACGAUUAUGGGAGUGUCCCACCUGAGAAGGGAGACCAUGGAAGAAAGAAGUGUUUGUGUGGGUCUGUGAAAUGCAGAGGGUACUUCAAUUGACGAUGCCUGAUACAAUGAAUAAUAAAUUUUCUUGGUGCUUGAUUCCUCUGGGAAAAAGACUAAUUGAACGUGUUUGAAGAUGUGUACGCGUGGAAUACAAUACAGCACAGCGGCAAGGUGAAUGUAGCUUUUUGUUGGUGCAAGGGUUUUCUUUCCCCUCUUUUUGUGUCUUAUUUUACCAAAGGAAAUGGAGCUAGUCGAAGUGGAUUCUUGCAAUGCCACUUUUUCCCUCCUCAGAUGAUCAGAAGUAGAUUUUAGGAAAGAGCUCGUCUCAAACUCUAAUGUUUAAUGAGCCAGGUUUUGGCAAUAGAUAUGUGACAUAAUGGUUAUGAACUUAACGAGGCAGAGUUCUUGUUUAACUUCUCCUGUCCUGAUGUCCUUUAUCCCCUGGGCACCCUUUUAAUCGUUUUUUAAAUCUAUUUUA
Messenger RNA from Olea europaea var. sylvestris, 2158 nucleotides. RefSeq names its product histone-lysine N-methyltransferase, H3 lysine-9 specific SUVH1-like. The transcript has 6 exons. The record is from RefSeq and is a predicted model, not a curated record. NCBI's taxonomy places the organism in Eukaryota, Viridiplantae, Streptophyta, Magnoliopsida, Lamiales, Oleaceae. Gene Ontology annotation, molecular function: zinc ion binding; histone methyltransferase activity; protein binding. Gene Ontology annotation, cellular component: nucleus. The coding region runs from base 1 to 1734 and encodes 577 amino acids.